Molecule: messenger RNA, 2323 nt
Organism: Pistacia vera
Lineage: Eukaryota; Viridiplantae; Streptophyta; Magnoliopsida; Sapindales; Anacardiaceae
Product: protein LYK5-like
Exons: 2
Coding region: 131-1672 (513 amino acids)
Biological process (GO): protein phosphorylation
Molecular function (GO): protein kinase activity; ATP binding
Source: RefSeq, a predicted model, not a curated record
UCUCACCUUCAGAUCAAAUCCUCCCUACAACUCACCUCUCUUCAUAGCUUAUUUGUUAGCUUCCAAGCCCGCCCUCAUCACCGCCCUCAACGGGCUCCCCUCCGACAUCGCCACCGUGCCCACCAACACCAUGGUGGUGGUGCCGGUGAACUGCUCUUGUUCUUCUUUACAACUCUACCAGCACAACGCCGCUUACACGAUUCUUGACGACGCCGAGAACUACUACACCAUUGCUAAUGAAACUUACCAGGGGCUCACCACUUGCCGAGGCAUGAUGGAAGCGAAUUCUAUAGAUUCCAGGAACCUGAGCGUGCGUGACAACUUGACGGUUCCACUUAGAUGUGCUUGUCCGACGAGGAAACAGGUGGCGUCUGGUGUGAAGUUUUUGUUGAACUACUUGGUAACUUGGGGUGAUUCCAUUUCUCAAAUUGCUGAGCUUUUUAAUGCGACUAAUCGAAGUGUUCUUGAUGCUAAUAUGUUGAAGGAAGAAGACCUUAUAUAUCCCUUCUCCCCAAUUUUAGUUCCGCUCAUAACCGAGCCCACCAAGAUUGAUCAAGCUGUGCCAUCUCCUCCUCCGGUGAGAUCUCCACAGACACCCGUCAACCCUGUUGUUCAUUCCACCUCUUCUUCUAAGAAAUGGGUGUUUGUGGGCGUUGGAACUGGAGCCGAACCUAUUAAGUCAGAUGAUUCCUUGGUAGAAUCACAAAGGUUUCGAAAUGCGGUUGAGUCUUUGAACAUCUACAAGUUUGAAGAUCUGCAAUUUGCUACCAGCAAUUUCUCGGAAGAAAAUAAUAUCAAAGGCUCUGUUUACAAGGGAUCUUUCAAGGGUGAUGAUGCUGCCAUUAAGGUAAUGAAAGGAGAUGUCUCAAGCGAGAUAAACAUAUUGAAGAAGAUCAAUCACAGCAACAUAAUUCGUCUCUCAGGUUUCUGUGUACACGAGGGCAACACUUACCUUGUCUACGAGUAUGCACAAAAUGGUUCUCUCAGAGAUUGGCUCCAUUCCACCAAGCACCAAACUUCCAUUACUCUGGAAUGGAAGCAACGAGUUCAGAUUGCUUAUGACAUGGCUAAUGCCUUCAAUUAUCUGCACAAAUACACCAAUCCACCUUACAUCCACAAGAACUUGAACACCAGUAACAUUCUUUUGGAUUCAAACUUCAGAGCCAAGAUUGCGAAUUUCGGAUUAGCACGAAGUAUUCACAGCCAUGACCAGGGAGGACUACUACAAUUAACUAGACACGUGGUUGGAACUCAUGGUUAUAUGGCUCCGGAGUACAUAGAAAAUGGAGUGAUCACCACAAAACUAGAUGUUUUCGCCUUCGGGGUCGUGAUGUUGGAGCUUUUAUCAGGAAGGGAAGCUUUAACUGAAGACAAAAACAAGGAAGAAGAACUGCUAUAUGCAUCCAUAAGUAGAGUGCUUGAAGGAGAAAAUGUGAGGGAGAAACUCAGAGGAUUCAUUGAUCCUUGUUUGAGAAAUGAAUACCCUUUAGAAUUGGCCUUCUCCAUGGCUCAACUGGCUAACCAGUGUGUAGCUCAGGAUCUAAAUUCUCGCCCAUCCAUGGCUGAAGUUUUCAUGAUUCUCUCCAAAGUACUAUCAUCUUUGUCAGAUUGGGAUCCAUCUGAUGAAAUUGAUCGCUCCAAGUCACUAAGCCGUAGCAGCCAAAUGGGGUAACAUGAAUUCAUUAUCAAAGUAUACUUUAGAAUAAAUAGUACAUGCUAGUCUUUGAUAUUAUUUUUGAAACCCAAAUAAAUGAGAUAGUUAUGUAUAAAUUGCUUCAAAAAUCCAUAUUUUUGGACUAGAAUAAAAUGUAUUUAGAAACAAAGUUUUGCAGGGCCAUUUCUGCAGAAGAUCAAACGUGUUAUGCUUUGGUUCACAAGCCAUUGUAUAGUGCCAUAUACCUGUGAGCCAGCUCUAAACGGGGCAUGUUACACACACUCACGCUGACAUGACACCCACCAUUAAUGGAGGGUUGUCCUUGGUAGGGUAAAUUUCUGGAAAAAAGUCUAGUGAUGAAAAGACUUGUAGCAAUAGAAUGACUAAGCAUUGAAAAUGAAGAAUAAUAUUUUAGAGAAAUGUUGAUGGAAUGAUACCAAAGUCUUGCGUAGGGUAUGUUAUGUUGCGCGUGAAAUCCGGAGAGCAUAGUUUCUUAUUAGGAGAAAAGAUAUUUAGAUUAGUUUAAUUUGGUCGAAAUAUAUUCAGAUUGACUUAAAUUCCAAUUAAGGUAGUUAAAGAUCAUAUAACUUUUUAGUCCUGUAUAUUUGAAUCUUACUUUAACUCUAUCAUGUGAAUGGAUGCUAUAUAAACCCAUCGCAACUUAUUUUC